This is a messenger RNA of Hemibagrus wyckioides, 1299 nucleotides long. Its product is annotated as sperm-associated antigen 6-like. Gene Ontology annotation, cellular component: axoneme; microtubule cytoskeleton; sperm principal piece. The coding region runs from base 187 to 1215 and encodes 342 amino acids. Gene Ontology annotation, biological process: filopodium assembly; neuron projection extension; sperm axoneme assembly. Gene Ontology annotation, molecular function: microtubule binding. NCBI's taxonomy places the organism in Eukaryota, Metazoa, Chordata, Actinopteri, Siluriformes, Bagridae. The record is from RefSeq and is a predicted model, not a curated record. The transcript has 8 exons.
UCGCCCGAGCUGGCACAAGCCGUGAUAGACUGCGGUGCCCUCGACGCUCUGGUCACCUGCCUGGAUGAGCUCGAUCCCGGAGUGAAAGAAGCUGCUGCGUGGGCGCUGGGCUACAUUGCUCGCCACAAUGGCUCUUUGGCUCAGGCGGUGGUGGAUGCAGGCGCAGUUCCUCUGCUUGUGCUCUGCAUGCAGGAGCCUGAGAUCGCUCUGAAGAGGUUCUCCGCUGCAGCGCUGAGUGACAUCGCCAAACACUCGUCAGAGCUCGCACAAGCUGUAGUGGACCUUGGAGCUGUUGCACACCUGGCUCAGAUGAGCUUGUACCCAGACGCCAAACUGAAGAGGCACGUUUUCUCGGCUCUAAGCCAAAUCUCCAAGCACUCUGUGGACCUGGCAGAGAUGGUGGUGGAGGCUGAGAUCUUCCCUGCUGUACUGGCUUGCCUUAAAGACCCAGAUGAGAAUGUGAGGAAGAACGUCAGCACGCUGAUACAAGAGAUCGUAAAACACACCCCUGAGUUAUCCCAGGUGAUCGUGAGCACUGGAGGUGUGGCAGCUGUGACUGAUUGUCUAGGAAACUCUAGAGGAAGUGUGCGACUGCCCGGCAUCAUGGCGCUCGGCUACAUGGCUGGACACUCGGAGAAACUCGCCAUGGCUGUUAUUGUAUCUCAGGGUGUACCACAGCUGGUUAGCUGUCUGACAGAGGAGACAGAGGAUCACAUGAAGGCUGCAACAGUCUGGGCUCUGGGACAGAUCGGCCAUCACACACCAGAGCAUGCAAGAGCUGUAGCCAGGUUUAAUGUGCUCCCCAAACUGAUGAGACUCUACCUGGACACUCAGUGCUCAGAGGACCUGCAAGUCAAGGCGAAGAAGGCCUUAAAGAGCAUUCUUCAGAAGUGCACUUACCUUCCAGCACUGGAGCCGCUCCUCUAUGAACCUCCCAGCGAUAUUCUCAAAUACGUCAUCUACCAGUUCAGCAAGGUUCUUCCUCAUGACAGUAAAGCUCGGAGGUCGUUUGUAACCAAUGGAGGACUGAAGAAGGUGCUGAAAAUUAAAGCUGAGCCUGGUUCUGCUCUGCAGAAGUACAUCAACGCCAUUAACGCCUGCUACCCUGAGGAGAUAGUCAGGUACUAUUCACCUGGAUAUUUGGAAGAACUACUGGAAAGGGCCAAGAACCAUCAGCUUGCUCAUGACAGGAAGCACAAGGACAGAUCUUCAUGAUAUGUGAAAUGAUAAAUAUGCAUUCAUCUAGCAUGUCUGCUGUAGACUAAACUAACUACAUACAGCAUCCUCCACAAUUAUUGG